Molecule: messenger RNA, 1451 nt
Organism: Lottia gigantea (owl limpet)
Lineage: Eukaryota; Metazoa; Mollusca; Gastropoda; Lottiidae
Exons: 11
Molecular function (GO): scavenger receptor activity
Source: RefSeq, a predicted model, not a curated record
GUUAUAAUUUUGGAUAUAGCAAUAGUUAUACCUGUCAUUGUUUAUAUAAUAAAAGAUGUGAUACUGUAACUAGUGUUUGUUGUAACGAAUAUUAUAAUGUUAUAUUUACAGGUUAUAAUUUUGGAUAUAGAAAUAGUUAUACUUGUCAUUGUUUAUAUAAUAAAAGAUGUGAUACUGUAACUAGUGUUUGUUGUAACGAAUAUUAUAAUGUUAUAUUUACAGGUUAUAAUUUUGGAUAUAGCAAUAGUUAUACCUGUCAUUGUUUAUAUAAUGAAAGAUGUGGUACUGUAACUAUUGUUUGUUAUAAUGAAUAUUAUAAUGUUAUAUAUUUAGGUUAUAAUUUUGGAUAUAACAAUUGUUAUACCUGUCAUUGUUUAUAUAAUGAAAGAUGUGGUACUAUAGCUAGUGUUUGUUGUAAUGAAUAUUAUAAUGUUAUAUUUUCAGGUUAUAAUUUCGGAUUUAACAAAAGUUAUAUCUGUCAUUGUCACAAUAAUAAAAGCUGUGAUGCUGUUACUGGUUUUUGCAAAAAGAGAUGUUUGAAAGGCUGGGUUUGUGCUACAGGAACGUAUGGUUCAGAAUGUAAUAAUUUCUGUCAUUGUUUGAACUAUGAUAAAUGUGAUGUUAUAACUGGUCAAUGUCCUAAUGGAUGUCAGACAGAAUGGUAUGGAGGUAGCUGUAAUACUAGACAAUGUUAUGAUGGUUGUAAACCAGGUUAUAGAGGAGAAGAUUGUACAUUGAAUUGUCCAAAUGGUGCCUAUGGAGAUAAAUGUAGUAAACUAUGUAACAAUAGGCAUUGUAAAGGAUCACAAGAAUGUCAUCAUAUAACAGGACAAUGUACUGAUGGUUGUAAACCAGGUUAUAGAGGAUAUGAUUGUAUAUUGAGUUGUCAAAGUGGUAAAUAUGGAGAUAGAUGUAAUCAACGAUGUAACAAGAGACAUUGUAAAGGAUCACAAGACUGUCAUCAUAUAACAGGACAAUGUACUGAUGGUUGUCAACCCGGUUAUAGAGGAUAUGAUUGUAUAUUGAGUUGUCAAAGUGGUAAAUAUGGAGAUAGAUGUAAUCAACGAUGUAACAAGAGACAUUGUAAAGGAUCACAAGACUGUCAUCAUAUAUCAGGACAAUGUUAUGAUGGUUGUCAACCAGGUUAUAUAGGAGAUGAUUGUAUAUUGAAUUGUCCAAAUGGUGCCUAUGGAGAUAAAUGUAGUAAACUAUGUAACAAUAGGCAUUGUAAAAGAUCACAAGAAUGUUAUCAUAUAACAGGACAAUCUUGUACGAAGGGAACAUAUGGUGAUCAAUGUUUAGAAAAUUGUUCAGAAAGAAAUUGUUUAGUAAAAACAUCACCAUGUAAUAAUAUUAAUGGUAGUUGUGAAGGCAGUUGUAAAGAUGGUUAUAUUUCAGUUGACUGUAAACAAGGGUUACGACGGAAAGAAGUUUAUCGCUGCACAAGGUAA